Molecule: messenger RNA, 1722 nt
Organism: Nylanderia fulva
Lineage: Eukaryota; Metazoa; Arthropoda; Insecta; Hymenoptera; Formicidae
Gene: Gsc
Product: goosecoid homeobox
Biological process (GO): regulation of transcription by RNA polymerase II
Molecular function (GO): DNA-binding transcription factor activity, RNA polymerase II-specific; RNA polymerase II transcription regulatory region sequence-specific DNA binding
Source: RefSeq, a predicted model, not a curated record
GGCUGGCGCGGCUCCGGGCCACGGGGUGGCUUUUGUCGGUGGUUGUGGCGCGAGCGAGGACCGGGAAGGGCAGGAAGGAAGCGCGGACCACGCGGCACCGCUAUGGCUAGUCCACGGAUAUCCUUUAUCGGGGAGAUGUCACUUUGUGUCCGCGACGCUAGGCGCGAUCGGAUCACGCCGCGACGGCUUAACCGCGAGGAGGCAGUGGAAUAAAAGUGCGGUCGAGAAACCCUUCCUUAUUCCUUAAGGGACUCUUCGCCUCUGAUGUUGAGCGCCGACGGGACGUCGAUGACCGAUCAUCCACGAGGGAGGAGCCUCGUUCUGUCCUUACGCGACGUCAGGAUCGCGCAAACGCAUCGUCUCAUCCUUAUCUAGGAAAAGGAGAUAGACCGGGAAUUCGGGAACUUUGGGAACUUUCACGAUGCGAGGGAAGACGUAACCCGUUGCCGGGUCCAGAUCUAAACUAGGAAAGCCAAACCUCGCGUCGUACACAAUAAUAAACACAAUAAUCAUAAACAGCGAUCCGACCUGUGCGAACCCCGUAACAUGGUAGAGAGCACUUAUGCGAGCGACUCGCCGAGAUCCCGCUCGCCCAUGACAGAGCCGUCGAGUCCGCUCCACGAUGGUCCCGGUAUAUCCGGCUACGGCCACCACAAUAGCUACCUAUACAGCUACUCGCCCGAGGCGGGCGGUCAGAAUCACAUCGUCGCGACGACGAGGCGCAACAACGGGAGCGAGACGAGCGACGCCAGGAGUCCGCGGAACCCUCGCGAGUCCUCGGUGCCCUCGCGACCGGGUGGUUCCUCCGCCUCCACCCUCUCGUCCCCCACGUCGCUCUUCACCAUCGACAGCAUCCUGGCGCCCAGACCGAUCGGCAACGUCAUCGCGCCCACGACCACCACUUCCGUCGCCGCGUCCGCGAUCCAGACCCCGGAGACGAUCGAGUCCGCCGCCAGCCGGACGAUCCAUCCCCUGCAGCAGCAGCUGCAUCACUUGGCGUUCACCUCGGCGGAUUUUCUCGCCGCGGCAUAUCCCGGUUUGUAUCCCGGAGGAUACGUCGCGGCGAUGGCCGCCGCCGGCGUUUCUCUUCACGGACAGCCGGCCUUCUAUCACGCCGGCCAUCCUUAUCAGAUAAAUCCGAAUAAUCCGGGAAUGGGCCCGAUGGCGAAGCGAAAACGCCGCCACCGAACGAUAUUCACGGAGGAACAGCUGGAACAAUUGGAGGCCACCUUCGACAAGACGCAUUAUCCCGAUGUGCUCCUGCGCGAGCAACUGGCCCUCCAGGUCGACCUCAAGGAGGAGAGAAUCGAGGUGUGGUUCAAGAACCGUCGGGCCAAGUGGCGGAAGCAGAAACGGGAGGAGCAGGACCGUCUGCGGAAGCUGCAGCUGGAGCAGCGUCAGCGCGCCGACGACGGCGGUGCCGCGGCGACGGUGAUGGUGGGCGAUCGUUUGAGCCUGAGCAGGCAGCAGCAGCAGAAGCUCGAGCAAGACACGGACAGCUCCGAUCUCGAGGUCGCGUAGUGCGACGACUACGAGACUAGGCGAGGCGCCGAUUUCGCGUGUCGCGACACCAGGAGGUCCCGGGGCGACUUCCGCGCCCUUAUUUCUCAGCAACGACCGGGGCGGCAUGUAUAUACGUAAUUGCGCUGUAAAUAUCACUGUAAAUAUGAGUAACGAUGGAUGUGUACGAUACCGAAAUAAAUUAUUGCGUCGGAGCAAGAA